Molecule: messenger RNA, 1497 nt
Organism: Chrysochloris asiatica (Cape golden mole)
Lineage: Eukaryota; Metazoa; Chordata; Mammalia; Afrosoricida; Chrysochloridae
Product: olfactory receptor 8B3-like
Exons: 4
Coding region: 1-1497 (498 amino acids)
Biological process (GO): G protein-coupled receptor signaling pathway; sensory perception of smell
Cellular component (GO): membrane
Molecular function (GO): odorant binding; olfactory receptor activity; G protein-coupled receptor activity
Source: RefSeq, a predicted model, not a curated record
AUGGCCUUCAUCCUGGGCUCCUGGCUAGAAAAGUAUCCGGAGGAUUUCUAUCCACCUCAGGACCUGCUUCCCCUCAAGCUGGUGAAGGCCUACUCUCAGCUGAACAUGCCGGGCUCAGAUCUGGAGCGCAGAGCCCGCCUGCUCCUUGUUCAGCUGGAGUCCUCAGAACCCAUGGAGACAGAGCCCCAGGCUCCAGCACCAGGUCCAGCUGUAGGACCACCUCCUCAGGGAGAGCCUGGUCUCACCCCAACUUCUCCAUCAGCACUCCCAGAACCUGAGGAAGAGCCUGCUUCUGUUCCACCUGGAAAUCUACCUGGAGCACCCCCUCCAGAACCUGCUCUAGGGGGUGUUCUGAUGAGAGUUCAUGCCCCAGGAUUUUCUGGAGGGCCUGUCUUCAUGAGAAAUGCCUUGGUGUGGACAGAGCAGGAAUGCAGAGUGAGGAGACAGUCCAUGUAUGGGGCGUCCUUGCUAGGAAUGAUAAAGAGGCAGACAAGUGAUGGAAGGAGAGGAUGUGGAGAGGCUUGGAGACAUCCCAGAUUUCCAAAUAUGAAAAUACUAGCUGGAAAUGACUCUGUAGUGACUGAAUUUAUUCUUGCUGGACUAACAGAUCGUCCAGAGCUCCAGCAACCUCUCUUUUACUUGUUCCUUAUGAUUUACAUAGUCACCAUGGUGGGAAAUAUUGGCUUGGUCAUACUUAUAGGGCUAAAUCAUCACCUUCACACCCCCAUGUACUAUUUCCUCUUCAAUUUGUCCUUCAUAGAUCUCUGUUACUCUUCUGUUUUCACCCCUAAAAUGCUAAUAAACUUUAUAUCAGAGAAGAAUAUCAUCUCCUAUGUUGGGUGCAUGACUCAACUGUUUUUCUUUCUCUUCUUUGUCAUCUCUGAAUGCUAUAUAUUGACCUCCAUGGCAUAUGAUCGCUAUGUGGCCAUUUGCAAUCCAUUGUUGUAUAAAGUCACCAUGUCCCAUCAGGUCUGUUCUAUGCUGACAAUUGUUGCAUAUGUAAUGGGGUUUGUUGGAGCCACUGCCCACACUGGCUGUAUGCUUAAACUAACUUUCUGUAAGGCUAAUAUCAUCAACCAUUACUUGUGUGACAUCCGCCCUCUCCUCCAUCUCUCUUGUACCAGCACCUAUGUCAAUGAGGUAGUAGUUUUCAUUGUGGUGGGUAUCAAUGUUACAGUACCCAGUUUUACCAUCCUAAUUUCAUAUAUUUUCAUUUUUAUCAGCGUUCUUCAUAUCAAAUCUACUCAAGGAAGAGCAAAAGCCUUCAGCACCUGUAGCUCUCAUAUCAUUGUUAUUUUAAUUUUUUUUGGGUCAGCAGCAUUUAUGUAUCUUAAAUAUUCUUCUCCUGCAUCUAUGGACCAAGGGAAAGUUUCAUCUAUUUUCUAUACUAAUGUGGGUCCCAUGCUUAACCCUCUGAUCUACAGUUUGAGGAACAAGGAUGUGAAAGUAGCCCUGAGGAAAGCUUUCAUUAAAAUCCAGAGGAGAAACAUAUUAUAA